CGCGCUUUGUGCGGUGCGCCCGGCGCCGAGCCGCCACGGGCCAAUAAAUAAGUUCGGAGCAGGAGGACGAGCCGUUCUCUCACCGGGACGGAACCUUUCCCAAGCGGGGCAUCCCUCCCUGACGCCCCGGGGCCGACCAAGUCACUCCCUGCUGCAAACUUCCCCGGAUCGUCUCCCGCGCACCAGAGAGAGACGGGCAGAGAUUGGGUCGGGGACUCUCGUCGCGGCAGCAGCAUGUUUCAGCCCACACCCAAGCGGUGUUUCACCAUCGAGUCGCUGGUGGCCAAAGACAGCCCCUUGCCCGCGUCUCGCUCCGAGGAUCCUAUCCGGCCGGCGGCGCUCAGCUAUGCCAAUUCCAGCCCGAUGAACCCUUUUCUCAACGGCUUCCACUCCACUGGCAGGGGGGUCUACUCCAACCCGGACUUGGUCUUUGCAGAGGCCGUCUCGCACCCGCCGAACCCGGCCGUGCCGGUCCAUCCCGUGCCCCCUCCUCACGCCCUGGCCGCCCACCCGCUGCCUGCCUCGCACUCCACGCACCCGCUCUUCGCCUCGCAGCAAAGGGACCCCUCCACCUUCUACCCGUGGCUAAUACACCGCUACCGGUAUCUGGGCCACAGGUUCCAAGGGAAUGAAACCAGCCCGGAGAGCUUCCUAUUGCACAAUGCACUGGCCAGGAAACCCAAACGGAUCCGUACAGCUUUCUCCCCAUCCCAAUUACUGAGACUGGAACAUGCCUUUGAGAAGAACCAUUAUGUAGUAGGAGCGGAGAGAAAGCAGCUGGCACACAGCCUCAGCCUCACGGAAACUCAGGUAAAAGUAUGGUUUCAGAACAGACGGACAAAGUUCAAGCGGCAAAAGUUGGAAGAGGAAGGUUCAGACUCACAACAGAAGAAAAAAGGGACUCAUCACAUUAACCGGUGGAGAAUCGCCACCAAACAAGCCAGCCCAGAGGAAAUCGACGUCACGUCGGACGAUUAAAAAAACUGGCACUUUUGGACUUUUCCAAGCCAGCACCCCACGAACCGAAAGUGUUAAAGGCUCACCCCCCCCCCCCACACGCAGCCGGCCCCGCGGCGUGGCGGUGCGGGGAAGGACGCGGAGAUCUUCAUCACAGCGAUCUUCAUCACAGCCCGGGAGGGAGCUGGGAGCGAGCGAGGGCAGCCAGCGAGGGCUCCGGACUGUGGCACUGCCGGCACCGCUCUGCCCAAGGGGAUCUGUCAAUCCGAGCCAAAACACCGGGACGAGGUGAUUGACAGGUAUUCCGUUUAUCGCAGUCCACUUUUAAAAGCGUAACGUAAAAAACAAACAAAAAAAAAUUAAAAAAAGUAUAUAGAAAAAAAAAUCUUAAAAAAGGAAAGAAAAAAAAAAAAUAGAAGCAAAAAAACAAAGAAAAAAAAAAAAAAGCCCCCCCAACCAAACCAGAAAAAUUAACACCUUACGGGACAUUUUGCACUUCACGGUUUUUUUCCGUCUUUGAAAGAGAAAUUUCCAUAAGCAGCCAAAACCCACACCUGUUUCAGAAACUUGAAUUGCAUGUGUAAAGCCGUCUGGGGAAAAAAAAAAAAAAAAGAAAAAACCGGGAAAAAAUUACUCCGGUUCCUAAAGACAGAAAUGAAUUGUAAUUUUUUUUCCCUUUAAGACAGGUUCUGUGUGCUUUUUAAUUUUAUUUUACGAGAAAUGUGCAGUCUGUAAACAUUUUAUAAUAACUUCUGGCGUCAAAGUGUUUGUGAAAGCUAAAUGAAGUAGCAGUAACAAAGCAUAGUGUUCCUUCCGGAUGGACAAACACGGUGGGGA
Messenger RNA from Melospiza melodia melodia, 1794 nucleotides. It is a transcript of the gene EMX2, whose product is annotated as empty spiracles homeobox 2. Lineage: Eukaryota; Metazoa; Chordata; Aves; Passeriformes; Passerellidae. The record is from RefSeq and is a predicted model, not a curated record. Gene Ontology annotation, molecular function: DNA-binding transcription factor activity, RNA polymerase II-specific; RNA polymerase II cis-regulatory region sequence-specific DNA binding. The coding region runs from base 235 to 978 and encodes 247 amino acids. The transcript has 4 exons. Gene Ontology annotation, biological process: regulation of transcription by RNA polymerase II; central nervous system development; neuron differentiation. Gene Ontology annotation, cellular component: nucleus.